Synchiropus splendidus (mandarinfish) is the source of this 3049-nucleotide messenger RNA. RefSeq lists its product as uncharacterized. Gene Ontology annotation, biological process: T cell receptor signaling pathway; protein localization to plasma membrane; integrin-mediated signaling pathway. Lineage: Eukaryota; Metazoa; Chordata; Actinopteri; Syngnathiformes; Callionymidae. Bases 135 to 2816 code for a protein of 893 amino acids. Gene Ontology annotation, molecular function: protein binding. The record is from RefSeq and is a predicted model, not a curated record. The transcript has 18 exons. Gene Ontology annotation, cellular component: plasma membrane.
CGGCGCUUUCAAAUAGCACCAGCGUCUGCUCGUGAUUAGCAGUUAGCUUCUUUAGCUGCAGGCGCCGGCUGUUUAAAGUUGCGACCACUCUCCGAAUGUUCAACGUUGCACAGUGAUGAACAAAGACAGCUGCUAUGGAAGAGGAGGGUCCAGUCAACGUCAAAGCUCUGAGGGCCAAGUUCCAAGAGGAGGCUCUGAACGCUCAAUCCAAAACUAGCCGACCCGUCGUCGCUGAGAAGCCCAAACACCUCCCCCCUCCAGUAGCGGAGAACAAGACUCCACACAUUAUGAUCCGAGAUGGACUGAGAUCGUCAGGAGGGAAACGACCCAAUUCUUUCCCACCACAGCCUCAGAAAAGCCCAACUUUUAAGGGACGUAGCCCGUCUGAAAAGACCUUGAAAGACCACCCCGUUCCUCUGAUCUUUCCUGCGCAACCACCUAAGCCCGAUGUAGCCAGGCAUCCGGUGACAGAGCCAGCUAAAGAUGUCCUGCCAUCAACUAAGGUCAAGAAGAAGACGUUGCUACUUCCAUUUAAAUCAUCCAAGGCGUCAAAGAUUUAUCCAGAAAGUUUUGAUGAGCCCACUUAUGCUGACCUGACAACCAGACCUUCAAGUGCUCCUUGUGAGUUACCCUCUGUAGAAAAGUCCACAGAUGAUGACGUUUACCUACAUGGAGAUGAAUCCACUCGGGAUUACCCUCCGUCCAGCCCCGACGUCCCACACACGCCUCCUGCUGUUGACACAAACUGCGACAGCGACAAUAAAUUUCUGAGCACCCUGGAGAGGGCCAAGAAAAAGUUUUCACGGCGAAAUAUGUUGAUCUCCUCUAAAUCUAAAAACGUACGCUCACCGGAUUUGUUGUCCAGCGCCAGAGGAUUCCCCUCACCACCACCGAGCAUCCGGGACCUACCGACGCCGCCACCGCCUGUCAGUCUUCCUCACAUCGCUUGCAUUUCUGCCCGACCUUUCUUCAAAGCCGACAACUCAGGAAGGAAGUUGGAUAAGACGUGCGGUUGGAAUAAGCCUGGACCUCCACCUGUGGAAACUGAAAAAGCUGCCGUGCUCUUACCUCCUUCAAAGAAAUGUCUUCCUGAAUUGAGGAACCUCGGGCAGGCGCCAGUAAAGCCCCCCAGACCACCAACAGUGGAUCUCAGUCGCUUUCAUCCUCCAAAAGAUAAAGAAGUGUUUCCGAGCCCCAGCCAAGUGCCUCCCGAGGAGCCUGAACCUCCAUCCAUCUCCAGCUCUGUUCUGGUUCCCCCAGAGUUCCCAGACUUUGAGAAUUCCGAGCCGGAAACCGCCGAGGGUGGAAUCAUUGAUAUUGCUGGACUUGAACUUGAGGCGAUGGACUUUGUCAGCUUGACUUGUCCUCCGCCGAACGACCUGUCUGAUUUUGAGGACCAGCCGUCCGACUUCUGCGAUUAUGUGGAGCCUGCAGCGAGUUCUACGAUUCAGGAUCUGAAUCUUGGCAGUCCCAACAUCAUCCCACUGGAUCCGUCCAACUUCCCAGAGCCAGUGAACCUCCCAGAAUCUAUGGAAAUGUGCGAAUGGAGUCACAGCAAUGACGCGAUAGCGCUCCCUCCAGUCAACCCGGAUGAGACUGCACUAUCUGCUGUUGACUGCCACUCCUCACAAGAAGAAGCAGAGCUCAGUAGCCACGCUGCUUUAAGCGAAGAGAGUCAAUCAUAUUCUCAUUCACAACAAGAUGACUACUAUGAAGCUUGUGACAACGUGUACGAGGACGUGGAAAACAUCAAUAAGUUCCUUCAGAGCCAACACCUGCGCAAACUAAAGAGUGUGAAGAAUCCAUAUGCAGAAAACCCUCCAGUGAAAGAAGAGGUGUGUCUCAACGUGUGGCCUCGAAACCCCUGGGGCCCUGUGGUUGGAGAGCAUGUUCAUACCAGCCUGAAUCACAUCAGCAAAGAGCAGCAAAGUCCAAACACCGCCGACUAUAAAGAAAAUAAAAAGAAGGAAAAGCAAAGACUUGAGAGGGAGAAAAAGGAGCAAAAGGAGAAAGAGAAGAAAGAAAAUGAGAUGAAAAAGAAAUUCAAAGUUACUGGUGAAGAAGAGCCCAUGUACCACGCCAAAGUGAUGGUGGCCAACAAAGUCCGCAAGAACGACCUGCCUGUCAAGAGCGGCGACACCGUCAGCAUCAUCCGCACCACCAACUGUCCUAAAGGGAAAUGGCUGGCGCGGGAUGCCAACCACAAGUAUGGAUACAUUUCAGUGAUGAACGUGGAGCUCAACAUCAAGGAGAUGUUGGAGCUGGGAAAGAAGGCGCAGGCGGCUGGACGAGGGGGGAACCCGGACGCAGACACCAUCAGCAUUGGAAGCAGAUCCUCCAGUCACCCCGUUCUUACCAGCAGUUUCACUGAUGACAGUGAGGAGUGGGCUUGUGAAGACGAGACGCUCUCCGCUUCAAACGAAAGCCAUAGUUUCCCUCAGCAAAUGUCCUCCAUGCCAGAGACGGCAUGUGGCAUCCAUAAUGGUGCUCAACACACGCUCAGCGACGCAAACUUGGAGGAUCUCCACACUCAGACCAGACAUGAGGCGCUGCAGAAACUCGCCAUCUUUUUCCAGCAUGGGAAGAACGAUUUCAAUGACAUCCCUGAUGGUGAAGGAGCAACACCAACAAAUGUUGAUCCACCAAGUGAGUCCUGCCUUAUUUUUCGUCAUGAUUUUGCUUCAUUUUCUGACACCGCUUCCCUCAAUACAGACUUCUUGUCUGACGUCGAGGAGCCUCCGUAUCCAGAUCAGGAAGUAGACUUCACAGAGCUUGAGCUUCUUCCGCCUCCUCCUCUGUAUGCAGACUCCUUCUGAACCCUCAAGUGCAUUUAAGUAAUUGGAAGUGUCCUCCUUUUUUUAGUAAACAACAUCAAUAAUUUGUCUUUGUUGGGUGUGUCGGCACUUUGUUCUGCACUUGGAUUCAUAUUGUUUUCUUGGUUUGCUGUCAGAGCUUCAUUUCAUUCACCCUUUACUGAGAACAGUUAGAUCAGGUAGUCGAUUGUUCUGUCACCUUUUCAGCGUGUAGGACGUUUGUGCUUUAAUAAAUA